GUUAACUUUUUCAAGGAAUUCUGCGCGUUUUCUCAGACGUUACAACCUCAGAACAGAGAUGCGUUUUUCAAAACAUUGGCAAAGUUGGGAAUUCUUCCAGCCCUUGAAAUUGUAAUGGGAAUGGAUGAUCUGCAAGUUAGAUCUGCUGCUACAGAUAUAUUUUCUUAUCUAGUAGAAUUUAGUCCAUCCAUGGUCCGAGAAUUUGUAAUGCAAGAGGCCCAGCAGAGUGAUGAUGAUAUCCUCCUCAUCAAUGUGGUCAUUGAGCAGAUGAUCUGCGAUACUGAUCCUGAACUUGGGGGAGCUGUUCAGUUAAUGGGGCUCUUGCGUACUCUGAUAGAUCCAGAGAAUAUGUUGGCCACAGCUAAUGUAAGAAAAUACAAAGGGAAAACGGAAAAAAGUGAAUUUCUCAAUUUCUUCUACAACCAUUGUAUGCAUGUUCUUACUGCACCGCUUCUGGCUAAUACAUCAGAAGAUAAAUGUGAAAAAGAUGCAGUAGUUGGGUCCACUAAAAGUAAUACAAUUUGUCCUGAUAAUUAUCAAACGGCACAACUACUUGCCUUAAUUUUGGAGCUGCUUACUUUUUGUGUGGAACACCACACGUAUCACAUCAAGAAUUACAUUAUGAACAAAGACUUGCUAAGAAGAGUACUGGUCUUGAUGAAUUCUAAACAUACAUUUCUGGCCUUGUGUGCUCUUCGCUUUAUGAGGAGGAUAAUUGGCCUAAAAGAUGAAUUUUAUAACCGUUAUAUCACCAAGGGAAACCUGUUUGAACCAGUUAUAAAUGCUCUGUUGGAUAAUGGAACUAGGUACAACCUGCUCAACUCUGCUGUGAUUGAGCUGUUUGAAUUCAUCAGAGUGGAAGAUAUUAAGUCCCUUAUUGCACAUAUAGUUGAAAACUUUUAUAAUGCACUUGAAUCUAUUGAAUAUGUUCAGACAUUCAAGGGAUUGAAGACAAAAUAUGAGCAAGAAAAAGACCGACAAAACCAGAAACUGAACAGUGUUCCAUCUAUAUUGCGUAGCAAUAGAUUUCGCAGAGAUGCAAGAGCCUUAGAGGAGGAUGAAGAAAUGUGGUUCAAUGAAGAUGAAGAGGAAGAAGGUGAAGCUGUUGUGCCUCCAGUUGAGAAGUCAAAACAGGAGGAUGAUUUUCCAGAUAGCUAUGAAAAAUUUAUGGAAACUAAAAAAGCUAAGGAGAGUGAAGACAAAGAAAAUCUUCCAAAAAGGACUUCAGCUGGGGGAUUCAAAUUCACUUUUUCCCACUCAGCCAGCGCAGCCAAUGGUGCAAACGGUGCAAACAGUAAAUCCGUGGCAGCUCAGACGUCACCAGCAAGCUCCAACGGCUCCUCAUCAAAGAACGCAACCCUGACCACGGCAGUGACAGCCACCAAGGGAAGUUUAGUUGGCCUAGUGGAUUAUCCUGAUGAUGAAGAUGAUGAUGAAGAGGAGGAGACAUCUCCAAGGAAAAGACCUCGUCUGGGUUCAUAAAUGAAACCAAAACUUUGGAAUAAAAACUUUUAUUAUGGGGUUUCAAAUGCUGCAACUGUUUUAAGAGCUAAAAAGAAUCUGAUUCAGAAAGCUUUCUCCCAUGAGUAUAUAAGAUAAUACAAGGAGUAGCAAAAGAAACUCAGUGUACCAGCUAGAAAGGGUUAGUUCUGUAAACACAAAGCUUCCAAGGAACUUAAUAUCUUUCUAGUAAGUAAGGAGUCUGCCAUUCAGGCUGUCAAAAAAAUUAAAAAUAAAAAAAAAAG
Molecule: messenger RNA, 1745 nt
Organism: Antrostomus carolinensis (chuck-will's-widow)
Lineage: Eukaryota; Metazoa; Chordata; Aves; Caprimulgiformes; Caprimulgidae
Gene: PPP4R3B
Product: protein phosphatase 4 regulatory subunit 3B
Exons: 11
Biological process (GO): DNA damage response; protein dephosphorylation
Cellular component (GO): nucleoplasm; protein phosphatase 4 complex
Molecular function (GO): protein phosphatase activator activity
Source: RefSeq, a predicted model, not a curated record